This is a messenger RNA of Coregonus clupeaformis (lake whitefish), 2475 nucleotides long. Its product is annotated as RING finger protein 207. Gene Ontology annotation, cellular component: perinuclear region of cytoplasm. The transcript has 18 exons. The record is from RefSeq and is a predicted model, not a curated record. Gene Ontology annotation, biological process: regulation of heart looping; regulation of cardiac muscle contraction. Bases 65 to 1975 code for a protein of 636 amino acids. NCBI's taxonomy places the organism in Eukaryota, Metazoa, Chordata, Actinopteri, Salmoniformes, Salmonidae. Gene Ontology annotation, molecular function: Hsp70 protein binding; transmembrane transporter binding; zinc ion binding.
AAACAAUAUAACUUUCAUGUGACAUCAUGUGUGUUUUUUCAUCACAGCACUGAGGACUUAUACCAUGGCUGGCAAGAUGGCAGGGGGUGUCCUCUCUCCUUUGGAUAAUCUGUGUGGAGUGGACUGUGCCAAUGUCCAUCCCCUGUUUUGUCACCUGUGCCAUGAGCAGUACCAGCACCCAUGCCUCUUAGACUGUUACCACAUCUUCUGUGCGCGCUGCCUACGAGGCAGAGUCAAUGAAAGCCGUCUCAACUGCCCCCUCUGCGGAUACCCAUCAAUUGUAAAAGGGAUGAAUGCACUCCCACCAGAGGACCGUCUGCUGAAGUUCCUGGUUGAUAACUCUACUGAUGACUGUGAAGAGACAGUCCAGUGUGCCAACUGUGACCAAGAGAGUAACAAACAGGACACAGGGCCAAUGUACUACUGUAACACGUGUAGCCAGCCCCUGUGUGGAGCUUGCAGGGAUUCCACACACAAGGCCAAGAUGUUCUCCCACCAUGAGAUCGUGUUCCUGGCCAAACGCACCAAAGUGGGCCACCGGAUGUGCUCUCUCCACGAGGAGCCCUACAUCAUGUUCUCCACAGAGAAGAAGUCGAUGCUCUGCAUCAAGUGUUUCAGAGACAUGCAAGUGGAGAGCCGGACACACUGCAUCGAUAUUGAGACAGCAUACAUGCAAGGCUGUGAGAUACUAGACCAGGCAGUGCUGGCAGUGAAGGAGCUGCAGACAUCGGCCCGUGAGGCUAUUAUCAUGCUGAGGGCCAUGAUAGGGGAGGUGUGCUCCAAUAUGGAGGAAGAGGAGAAUGCAAUCUGCAACCUCUUCAACAGUAUGCAGGAAAGACUGGCUGAGAGGAAGAACAUUCUGUUGCGAGCGGCUCAAAGCCAACAUGAAGAAAAGGAGAAGGUGCUAAAGGAGCAGCUCUCACACCUUGCUGCCCUCCUGCCAACCCUGCAGGUUCACCUGGUCACCUGCUCAGCCUUUCUCAGCUCAGCCAACAAGUUUGAGUUUCUGGACAUGGGAUAUCAACUCAUGGAAAGGCUGAGGAGGAUUGUGAAGCUUCCUCAUCGACUGGGACCAGUGCAAAGCAGCAAAAUUAACACAGACUACAGGGGUGAGUUUGCUCGCUGUCUCGAGCCUCUACUGCUGCUGGGACAGCGCCGCCCAGCCUCCAUUACCGGAGCAACUAGUAUUGCAGCCCUGCUCCAUUCCCCCCUCUCCAUGUCGUGCCGCUCCCCAUCCCUCAGUGACAUGCCCCUGGGCUCGGCCGCGGGGAGAAAGCCCACCUCCCACCGCUACAUCUGCACCAAGGUCCUCCUGGCAGAGGGGGGUGACACACCCUUCACUGAGCACUGCCGAAACUAUGAGAACAGUUACAGGACCCUCCAGACUGAGAUCCAGAACCUGAAGGACCAGGUACAGGAGCUACACAGGGACCUGACCAAGCACCACUCCCUCAUCAACACAGACACCAUGGGGGAGAUCCUGGACCGCUCCCUGCACAUCGACGGACAGAUCACCUCCCAGUACUCCUCUGUGGAGACCAUGAGGGCUCUGUUUGAAGAGAUUUGGGAGGAGACCUUUCAGAGGGUCACUAAUGAGCAGGAGAUCUAUGAAGCACAGCUCCAUGACCUGCAGCAGCUGAAGCAGGAGAACUCGUACCUGACCACCAUCGCCCGACAGAUUGGACCAUACAUCCUGUCUAUCGCCAAGGUUAAGGAGCGCCUAGAACCCAGAUUUCAGGAGCUCAAAGAGCUUCAUGAUGACCGCACAGAAACCAUGCUGAAAAUCUAUGAGGACACCUCUAUGGCCAUGGACACACAACACAGUGAAGACCACACCUGUCUCACUAACAGUGACUGGGAAAGGAACACGGACAACCGUUCCCUCAUCAUACAGUCUGAUGAGGCUUCCAUCAAGACCAACGACUACCAUUGGCCAGGAAGGCAGACAGCCAAUCACAAUGAGAUGCCAUUAUAAACCAGCAUGUUCCACUGCCCCCUCCCCCCCCGUUUCCUUUGUGGCCCCCAGCUCAACACAACAGGACAGGGACAGCAUGUGACCUUCUCCUCUGUUCAGAUAGCCGCUCCUGACAUUUCAUGGUGACAUUUCUUGGCAGGGAGGUGUUGUCAUCAGCUCAGAGGUGAGUCCUUAGACAAACAUGUCUCAGAGGACUCCACUGACACUCACUGGACUCAAUGACUCACUAAUUGGAGUCAAUGGACUCACUGAGAGGGGGGUGAAUCUCCUCCAAUCCCACUCGACAAUGUGAAAAGAUCAAUCUGAUGGACCAGUAGACCAUCACCUCAUUAUGGACUGAAUGGAUGGAGGAUCUGGAGCUUUAUGCUGAGGAAGUGACUGUGACUACCAUGUCUCAAUCAACGAUGCAUGGUUUAGACCUGCAAUAACAUAUAGAGGGAGAGUGCUUCCUCAGUCGAUAUUUUUUUUAAUGGUCAUACAGUGGGGGAAAAAGUAUUUAG